Brugia pahangi is the source of this 477-nucleotide messenger RNA. NCBI's taxonomy places the organism in Eukaryota, Metazoa, Nematoda, Chromadorea, Rhabditida, Onchocercidae. The record is from the annotation of a GenBank genome assembly.
AUGUCAUGUGCUACAAAGAAUGCUGUUACUAAUUGGAAUAAAUUUGUGAAUUAUCGAAUAAUAAAUCCUCGUACUGGUAGAUUGAUGGAUGAUUAUCCAUGCGAUAAUCCACAAAAUUUGACCUGCAAUGGUUUAUGCUAUAUUUUUCAAAUUAGUGGAAUCAGUAAGGUGGAUGGAACAAAACAACUUUAUGCAAUGGCACAAGGUUGUUCAGUUGGACUUUUCGACGGCGAAGUACGAUGCUUUGAUCGACCGAUCAUAAUGCUCGGCCGAGGUGGUAACUUUCAUUUAUACGGUCGUUACUGCUUGUGUAACGGUAAUUUGUGCAGUGAAAAAACGGAAAUAUGGAUUGAGCAUGGUCAAAAGAAAUUUUAUGCUCAAAGGCAAAAAGGCGGAUCAAUGAAUGGAAAAAGUUUGACAAAUGCUAUAGCAAUUUCAAUUAUUUCUUUGAUGCUAGCAAUAAACGGGUUAAUUUGA